Messenger RNA from Solenopsis invicta (red fire ant), 1794 nucleotides. Its product is annotated as phospholipase A2. Bases 839 to 1633 code for a protein of 264 amino acids. Lineage: Eukaryota; Metazoa; Arthropoda; Insecta; Hymenoptera; Formicidae. The transcript is spliced from 5 exons. Gene Ontology annotation, biological process: phospholipid metabolic process; arachidonate secretion. The record is from RefSeq and is a predicted model, not a curated record.
CUGUCCAUGUACAACCGAAGGAUGGGUGCGUUAUAAUUAUAGACACACCGUUUGUGCGCGGGAAGUCAACCAGUCGAUUGGUUCUCGCGAAUGGGAACGGUAUCGGUCAAGAGUGCUAACUCCAUUUUUUAACAGAUAAUUUUUGUGUAAAGUUAAGAAUAUUUGUGCGAAUUUUUUCGCUAUUUCUCUCCGUAAAGAUCCGUACAAGUGCCAAAUAAUACUUCGACUAACACGCGAGUUCGGUUUCGUUCCAAGGGAAUUAUUUAUUAUAUGAGUUCUCUUCUUAUCUCAAACUCUUCUUCGAAGAAUUAUUGUACACAAAUAAUUCAUUCCCGUAAAUAACUGGCUAAUGCUUUUCCGUUUCAUGUUUGUAUGACAUAAAGUAAAAAAGAAAAAAAAAUUGUGCAUUGUAAAGACAAUUCUGAAAUAUAUUAGAUAUGAAGAAUUUAUGGAAAUAUAAAACCGUGUAAUGUGCGAUAAUUACGUGAUGGACAUUACCUGCGAUACAAAUGUACUAGAGUGUAAAUAUUCAUUUAUGCGUGCGCGACACACCGUUUUGUUAAAGCACGCAUUAUUUUCAAAUAGUAAAAGUGUACGAAAACGUGUGGAACAGAUCGACUUUUGUCUCGACGGUUAUUGAUUGAUAAUUUUGAAUCUCGCGGUGUUGAUGUCCCCUUGACGCGAAUAAUCUUUUGUAUUUGUUAAUUUCAAUAUUUAAUGUAGUUUAAAAACGAAAUUUUUUUUACGUUAUUCGUUAGUCGUAUGCACAUACUCCGUGCGUUACGCUAAAGUAAUAGCAUAACAAAACAAAAAGAAGAUCGAUAGUUUGAAGGAAAAGAUGUAUUCGGUGUGCUUGACGAUUUUCCUCGUCGUAUCGAUAUGUAACUUGACCGCUCAGCAACCAACGUUCUUCAGAAGCACAUUCAAGGGGUUGAGUGGCCUCACACCAAGCGCCAUCGCGCUCAUGAAAGACGAGAUCCGAGCCGUUUAUUAUUACGAACAGACGGUGGCGGUGGUCGAUCUCGGUCGGAAAAAUGAAUUACACGAUUGCAAUAUAAUCGAAGUAUACGAGCCAUCCCAGGCUACGGAAGUUUUGCGAAACCUGUCUAUGACUUUACAUCCACAAGUGGUGUCCUUCCAGGAGAUAACGAGACUCAUGCAACAGUGCGAAUUGUUAGAUGGAUUACAGGUGCCGGCCACGACUACUUUGCCUCCCUCAAACGCACUGAGCAGAGGGACUCGCAUAGCCGCGAGUUCUAUAACUCUGUUCUCCGGUAUUCUGCCAGGCACAAAAUGGUGCGGGACCGGCGAUAUAGCCGAAAAUUAUCACGAUUUGGGCGAUCUACCUCACAUCGACAGAUGUUGUCGCAAUCACGAUCUUUGUCCAAUAAAAGUACGAGCUCAACAAACCCGAUACAACCUCACAAAUUAUUCUCUGUACACUAAGUCACAUUGUACUUGUGAUCAACUGCUUUACCAAUGUUUAAAAACUGCUAAUCAUCCAACAGCGAAUUUGAUGGGACAAAUAUAUUUCAAUAUCGUCAAGGUGCCGUGUAUAGAAGAUAUAGGAAAAAAUCGAUAUUCUUCCUCGGAUCCAUUAAGAAAAUUUGUACCUGUAAAAAGGGUAUAUUAACUAUGAAAUAUUAAUUAGCGGCAUAUAUAAAGUGUAUUAUAUUAAAAAAUUCAGUGUGUGUACGUGUGUGUGUGUGUAUUUGUGUAUAUAUACACACACAUAAAUACUCCAUUUAUUAUUGAUAAAUAAAAUUAAUAUUUAAUAUCGUAUAUGUAUAUUAU